This is a messenger RNA of Paramuricea clavata, 2881 nucleotides long. The record is from the annotation of a GenBank genome assembly. Lineage: Eukaryota; Metazoa; Cnidaria; Anthozoa; Malacalcyonacea; Plexauridae.
GACGUGCAUUCCUGCCGAAGCUGAACCAACGCUAAAGUCAAGUUCGUGUUAUCCUUUGGUAAACUUUACCCGUCCUUUUUGUCAAAAUAAUAAUGGAAUCACUUUACCCAACUACGUAUAUGAGACGCCCGACUUUCAGAACGAUAGAAACGAUGAAAUCAUCUGGAACUACAAUGAAGCUGUGAAGAUAGGCGUAUCAAGAAUAAGCCGUUUUUCAAAAGUUGCCAUCAGCGCUGUUAGAAAGUGCGCAAAAGCUGUCACCAUAAUGAUUGUCAUAAUUAUUUUCCGAGUUGUGAUCGAACCCAAAGCGUGUAUAAGGAACACAAGGUAUGUCAUGAGUCGUGUCUUGACUUGACUCACAUGUGUGGUAAACUGUGGGAAAUAUUUGUAAGAUAUCGUACAAUUGAGCACCCGGAGGAAAAGAAGCUCUAUCGUUGCGAACUACAACCGACUAGGAAUGCUGGCGACUCACCAGAAUGUUGGUAUUUCAAUGGACUCGGAAACUCUGCAGGUAACAUUAUAAUCAACUCUCGUCCACUCUCAUUUACGCUUGACAAAGGCUUCUUCUCAUUUUACUCCAUCAUCGAAAACUAAUUCUUCCGCCUUGGUUAUGCUCUGUAAUCAACAUUGGUGACAUGCUUUUUAACCACCAUAUUCUUUAUUGUAUCUCAUUAUUAGAUACAUCUCCAGCUCCGGAAUGGACUACAAACGGAGGUAAGAACCAAGGGAGCAUCCUACACCAAACCAAGGAUUAUAGCUUGUUAGAAGAAAGCUUUUACAAACACUUCCAAACACCACAGGUUUUUCCUGGUACUCCAGUUACUCCUACUGUAAUAACACCGGUCCUAAUAGAAAUGGACCUUUCUGAGCCUCAGGGAAGAACAAUUUAGAACUAAUAAAGUAUAAGUAAUUUUAAUUAGUUUAGGUUUCCAGUAUAAAUAAAAUAAUUUAGUUUAAAUUUCCCCUAGUGGAAACACUGGAACAAUAAGGGAUGAUCCUUACUGGACCUCCAGAGAGAACAGUUUAGACCUAUAAAAAAAUAAAAAAUUUACAUUUUUGUUUGCGUUGUGUCUUUUUUACUUGCGUUGUGACUUUUUUAUUUGCGUUGUGACAUUUUUAUUUGCGUUCUGAGUUUUUUUAUUUGCGUUGUAAAUUUUUUUAUUUGCGUUGUGAGUUUUUUUUUAUUUGCGUUGUGUUUUUUUUUGCGUUGUGAGUUGCGUUUAUUUGCGUUGGGAGUUGCGUUUUAUUGUUAGUUUCUUUUAAGCGAUGGCCAUUUUGGGCCACCGUAAUAUCCGGUAUAAAUAAAGUUAGUUUAGUUUAUGUUGCCUCCUGCUGUCCUGCAGUGACACUGGAUCUAAAUAUAUAGGCAUCACUCUUACUGGACCUCAAGGGUGAACAGUUUAGAACUGAUAGAGCCAUCUAGCAUAAACUUUGACAAUGUACCGUAUACAUAUAACAUUAUGUACAAUUUAUAACAAUAUCUAUAAACAACUAAUUUUGUGUCCCAAAACUGGGACAAUAAAUCCAAACUAUAAUAAUUAUCUUUCCACACAGAUUGCCUGUAUUUAAACGGGAGCAGUUACAAUGGCAACAUUUCAGUAACAACCUCUGGUAUUUUGUGUCAGUCAUGGACAGAGCAAUGUCCACAUCGUCAUACCAUGAACAAAGCAUAUCCAGAACUAAACAGCGCCAAGAAUUAUUGUCGAAAUCCUAAGAACUCUGGACAACGACCUGGGUGUUUUUCUGCAGAUAGGAACAAAAGAUGGGAGUACUGUGAUAUCCCUAAAUGCUUACCAGGUAUAGAGUAAUAAUGUACUGCGAUAUCCCUAAAAGUACACCGGGUAUAGAGUGAUAUUGUACUGUGAUAUCUCCAAAUGCAUACCAGGUGCCGAGAGAUAUUGUACUGUGAUAUCCCUAAAUGUGUACUGGGUUAACUGCAAAGUUCGAGGUUGGAUCAACUGCAAAAUAAUUAAACAGUUAAUUGUGCCAUUUGUCCUCAUGCGAACGUGGGUCGUAUGGUGCAUAGCGCCUUAGUUUCCCUUCGAGCAGUCCACGCUGGUCAUAUUCAGCAAAUUUUAUCCCAGUACCGCAGGCUCGCAUUUUCAGCGGACUUGCGUUAAAACAAUUGAAAUUUUUGCAUUUUUCAUAGAACUGGCCACUUUCUGUAAGAUGUCCGCUGACAAUACGAGUGGGAGAAAUUUUGCUAAAUUUGACCAGCGUGAUCGGAUGCAACUGGCCUGCUUGCAACUUGCGUUGUGUGCAUGAGUUACACAGUACAACCCAAGUUGUAAGCCGGUUGCAUGCGAUAGUUUUAGGCAAACGUUGUGCAGUGUAAAUCUGCGUAAAAAACAAGGUUGUUUAUAAGAGGCAAGAAAACCUCACUGUUUUUUUGCAUAGUUGAUGGCAGUUAUAGCAACUGGUCAUUAAACAGUACGUGCAAUGUAACUUGUGGUGAAGGUUUUGAAACAUGGACACGAGAAUGUACCAACCCUGAACCACAGUAUGGUGGAAGAAACUGCAGUCAUUUAGGAGAACCUGUUGAGUACAGAUCAUAUUCAGCAAAGCCUUGCCCGGGUAAGUCAAUUCUAGCUUUAUUAAUAAAAGAAUUCUCUAUACAAAGCGACCUUCAAUUUUCCUUGGCAUAUUUUUAUUAUUAUCUGUAGUUAACGGUGGUUACGGCAACUGGAUUUUGAGUAAGCCAUGCAAUGUUUCAUGCGGUGAUGGAGUGGAAAUGUGGCGACGUUUUUGUAAUAAUCCUGAACCAAAAUACGGCGGUCAUAACUGCAAUGGUCUUGGGAACUCGACUGAGUUUAGAAACUGCAGCAGAACACCAUGUUCAAGUAGGGCUAAAAGACCAGCUAAACUAAAAUUACUAAACUAA